Molecule: messenger RNA, 183 nt
Organism: Aphanomyces invadans
Lineage: Eukaryota; Oomycota; Saprolegniomycetes; Saprolegniales; Verrucalvaceae
Exons: 2
Coding region: 1-183 (60 amino acids)
Source: RefSeq, a predicted model, not a curated record
AUGGUGUUGCUGUUCGGCCGGAGCCGUGAGGCUCUUUCAGUUAUUUCAAACGUUGUGUUGCGCCACAUCUACGAGCGGUUCAAGCAUCUCCUGAACUGGACGAUGGACGUCAAAAUGGUCCUUGGAUGGAAGCAUAGCGAUUUGUCGGCCUGGUCGUGGUGUCCAAAAGACAGCCUUCAAUGA